This is a messenger RNA of Solanum stenotomum, 429 nucleotides long. RefSeq lists its product as uncharacterized. NCBI's taxonomy places the organism in Eukaryota, Viridiplantae, Streptophyta, Magnoliopsida, Solanales, Solanaceae. Gene Ontology annotation, molecular function: zinc ion binding. The record is from RefSeq and is a predicted model, not a curated record. The coding region runs from base 1 to 429 and encodes 142 amino acids. The transcript has a single exon.
AUGUUGGAGGAAAUUAGGAGAAAAUUAAUGACUAGAACUGUGGAUAUGGUUAAGUUUGCUGACACAUGGAUAUGUGCUAUUGCACCUAUGGCUAGACUUAUGUUGGAGGAGAAUAAGGAAAAGUCUAGGGCAUGCAAGGUGCUGUGGAAUGCUGAUGUUGGAUUUGAGAUUGGAGAAGGGCAGUAUAGGCAUACAGUCAACUUGACUAAUAGAGUUUGUAGCUGUAGAACUUGGCAAUUGAGAGGUAUUCCAUGCCAACAUGCUAUUUCUGCUUUGUAUCACAUAGAACAGGAACCUGAACCACUUGUGGAGCAUUGGUAUAGGAAGGAUACAUUCUUAAAGGCUUAUAGUCAUUUUAUUCAACCAAUUUCAAAUAUGAAGAUAUGGCCUGAAACUAACAAUCCAAGGAUUGAGCCUCCUGAACCUUAG